Hyalella azteca is the source of this 4887-nucleotide messenger RNA. It is a transcript of the gene SMC5, whose product is annotated as structural maintenance of chromosomes protein 5. The transcript is spliced from 23 exons. Gene Ontology annotation, biological process: double-strand break repair via homologous recombination. Gene Ontology annotation, molecular function: ATP binding; ATP hydrolysis activity. Gene Ontology annotation, cellular component: Smc5-Smc6 complex. Lineage: Eukaryota; Metazoa; Arthropoda; Malacostraca; Amphipoda; Hyalellidae. The coding region runs from base 280 to 3423 and encodes 1047 amino acids. The record is from RefSeq and is a predicted model, not a curated record.
CGAGUGCUAAUACCUAAACGUAUAGUUGCCGUUCACAGACUGCGUACAGACGGUACAGUAUAUUUCACGACCGAUAGCGUACUGCGUACAGUAUAAUUAUGCCAGGUUGAAUUGUUUGAAACACAUACCGUGUGCGUGUCCAGCUUCCAGGUAGCACAUGUGAACUGUGUUAAGUCAUUUAUGGCACCUUACGGCUUACGAAGUCUGAAUCAAUCAGAUGCGAAAUAGUAUCUCUGUAUCUGAGUGUAUCAUAGUAGAUCGUUGAGAAACUAAACGAUAAUGGCAUUCAUCGAAGGCAAUAUAGUUCGUAUCUACAUGAAGGAUUUCUUGACAUUUGAUGAGAUGGAGUUAUGCCCAAAGCCCCAUCUCAAUGUUAUUAUUGGUCCAAACGGCACUGGGAAAUCGACCAUCAUGUGUGGACUGGCUCUGGUGCUGAGUAACAAGACUACUGUUACAGGAAGAGGAAAGGAGGUCAGCGAGUAUGUCAAGCAUGGGAAAGAAAUGGCUGUCAUUGAAGUUGAAAUCUUCAGAGGACAGAGUCGCAAAGGUGGUAAUUUGGUGGUGCGCCGAGAGUUCAACAAAGCCAAUGCCAAUCAAUUCUACCUGCAGGGACAAAGUGUCUCCUUCAAAGAGGUGGACUCAAAUUUGAAGAAGCUAGGGAUCCAAGUGGACAACUUGUGCCAGUUCCUGCCUCAAGAUCGAGUUGUAGAGUUUGCCAAAAUGAACAGCAUGCAGCUCCUGGAGAACACAGAAAAAACUGUUGGUGGUCAGCAGCUAUACAAUCAACACAUGCAGCUGUGCUCGCGGGGGGGAGAUUUACAGCAGCUGCGUCAACGCCAGCAGCAAAUACGGGAGCAGCACCAGACAGAAGUCGAUAAGAAUCAAAGAGUUGAUGCCGAAGUACAAAACCACCAUAAGCGGGCACAACUUCAACGUGAAAUUGAAAAACUUCAACAACGGCGACUGUGGUUCCUGUAUACCAAACUCCGCGUCGAUCACAUUGAACGAAAGAAAAAUAGAGAUGCUUUAGUAGCUGAACUAAAAGCACUCAAAGAUCGCUGGCAGCCUGAUGUGGAUCGAAUAACAGCAGUCAAAAAUGAUUCCGAGGACAUGAAAAAGAAAAUAUUGAUUGAGGAGCGCGUGGUGUCAAAUAUUAGUUCAGAGGCAACAAGUCUUGAGAGCCGCUUGAAUGACUUCGUGGAGCAGCGGCAAGACGCCGUGCGUGAUUACGAAAACAAGGAAAAAGUCCACCACCAGCAGCAGCGGCAACUGCAGGACCUCCACAAGCAGCUUGCCACCAUCGAGUCACAGAUAGAAACUCUUGAUGAACAAGAGGGCAAGAUUGGUGUGAUGGACGAAGAGACUCUGACGCGCGCCAUCAACGAGCUCACGCUCGAAGGGCAGGGUUUGUCCAGACGCCUGGCGGGCGUGCAGGAAGAAGCUCUCGAGGUUCAGGACACGCGUCGCAACCACCUGGCCACCGCCCGCGACCUCAAGCAGCGUAUAGACAAUCUCAACGACACCUCCCAGCGGCGUCUUCAGCUCCUUCAACAACGUCACCGCGAUGCAUACCAGGCAGCAAUUUGGCUGCAGCAGAACACCAAUCGAUUCAAGGACGUUGUUUAUCCUCCUAUUUGUACUUUGCUCAACGUGCUGAGCCCUGAGUACGCGCAGUACGUCGAGGACAGAGUGCCAAGAGCAGAUCUCAUUGCCUUUGUGUGUCGCGAUAAAGACGACGUCAAUUUACUGAAGCGUUUCACGGACGAGAAAAGAUGGACCAUCAACAUAGUUCACUCUGGCAGUGACGACCUCAGCCAGUUCAGACCUGACAAGCCUGAGCAUUACAUCAAGAAUUUGGGGUUCGACACGUACCUGCUCCAGACAAUUGAAGGACCUGGUGCUGUGCUGCAUUACCUCUGCAAGACAUACAAGUUGCACAACAUUCCCGUUGCUCUGGGCGACAAAGUCAACGUUCAACGAGUUCUCAAAGAUUUCAUGUCGUUUUAUAUCGCCGAUUCCCGGUAUACCCAAAGUCGUUCGCGUUACUCCAACGACGUAAUGACGAACCUGAGUCAGGUGCAGAAGCCUAUGCUGCUCACGCAGAACCUGCAGCACGACAGGCUUAAUGCUCUCAACGAACAGCUCCGGCAACUCCAGCAGGAAAUAAAUUCGAAAGAGGAACGCUUGAAGUGUCUGCACGCCAGCGAGACGGAGCUUAGUCGCGCUAUUGAGGAGAAGCGACGCCAGAAGCAGCAAAUGCUUCAGCAGCGCAAUAACAGGAAGACGUUACUGGCGCGGCGGGACCAUAAGCAGGAACAAAUCAAUCGCACUGCUCAGGAUCAAGUUAACCUCGCUGAUGCCCUCGCACUUAAAGAACAUAAAAUGCAGUUAGCCUCGCGUGAUGCUUUGAAGGCGGCUGAAGGUUUGUGCGAACUGAGACAGCGACAUUGCUCUGCUAAGCAUAACUUGGUUAUCAUGCGCGCAUACUACAAGUAUCAAUGUGAUUCCGUCACCGAACUCACAAACGCCUUCCAGGAGAUGGAAGAAACUGUCGCUCUAAAGAAGCAAGAAGUAAACGAUGCUACGAUGCGAGUGAGGGAGUCAAUGAGAUCCGGCCAAGAUACGUUGGCUGAACUUUUGAGAUCCCUUGGGCUUGAAAAACCUACGGAAAUCGACGAAGAGGUACGCAGCCGUUUCAACGCUGGCAUCCAAGGCCUGGAAGCAACAGAAGAAGAGCUCAACAAGAUCGAGGCUCACAGAGACUGUCUUGUCACGGCUGAUUCUCAGGUGGUAGCUGAAUUCAAUCAACGGAAGAAAAACAUCGAGAAUUUAGCGCUUCAGCUGGAGAAAUUGACUACAGAGGAGCAACGAGGCACGUCAGACCUGAUGGCAAUGCGAGCAGAAUGGCUGAACAGCAUAAACAAACUCACCGAGACUAUCAGUGCCAGCUUCAGCCGCCUCAUGGCCAGGAUGAAGUGCGCUGGAGAAGUCAAGCUCAGCACUCCUGAUAAUGAAGACGAUCUCUCAAAGUACGGUUUGACAAUCUGGGUGCGCUUCCGCGGCAGCGAAAAGCUGCGGGAGCUGACAGCUAUGCAGCAGAGCGGUGGCGAGAGGGCCGUGUCCACAGCGCUGUACCUGCUAGCUCUCCAGACCAUGUCUACCGUGCCAUUCAGAUGUGCUGAUGAAAUUAAUCAGGGAAUGGAUGCCGAGAACGAACGACAGAUGAUCACCAUGCUUGUCGAGCACAUGACGGAUCUCAAUGCUUCACAAUAUUUCUUGGUCACUCCAAAGCUGCUGCCAAAUUUUCCCUACAACGAUCGGGUCAACGUCAUCUGCGUUAUCAACGGUCCUAAAGUUGCCUGCAAAAUACCUGUUGAGGCUGCCAUUAAAAGAAAAAAGAAGCUGAAUAGUAAAGGCAAAUAACCAUAGAUCUAGUGUACCCUUUUGGAACAAUGCCUUAAAGGAGUAUUUUUUUACAAAUACGUAACAAUAAGUGGAAACUACAGAAAUCAUUUUUUUUUCAGUAAAUAUUUUUCAGUAUUUUGUAUAUUAAAAAAAUUAUGUGCACAGCUGUGCCUAAGACUAUAAGUUAUCGCAACCUUGGUUAUUUCCGACUGGUUACUAUUCCGUAUUUCCGACCACUCUAACGUAGAAUACAUGUUUGGUAUUUAGUAUUAAUUGAUGUGGCAAUCCCAGCUGCUGAUGGCAACACUAGCACAAUCCUGUCAUUUCUGUCGAUUUUUUCUAUGUAGAUUAAGGAUUUGAUCGGAAGCGCCAGUAAUGGUUUUCAUUAGAUUGCAUUUCGCGUACAAGAGUAGAGAGGAAAUUUACGUAUUAGUAAAUUCCCUUCACAUCCGUUUCCGUUGUAAAUCCCCUGGUGUUAGCCUCAUUCCGUUCGAAUCACUUUUUUUACUGACAUCACGGCUACAUAGUUUGGAAAGGAUCAAGGAAAUUACUUUUUUAGUGUAUAAUAGUUCGGACACAAUAUAGGCGUUACGUUAUAUGCAUUUAAUUUCUUUAUGUUGAUUAAUUUUGCUACAAUCGAAAUACGUACUAAAAGUUUGAUUAGCAUUGCUGAUUCUCAUGUGGUCAAGUUCGUUGAAAUGCGACUACAUUUGUGCCCUGUCUCUCUAAGCCAAUUGACAAACGACGGAGGCAUCAGCUACUCCGACCGCAUCUCCGGCGCUGAAGUACAGGAACCUGUCUUUGUUGAGGUAAACGUACUGAGCCUCCGCGGACUCCAUCGGCUCCUGUGUGAUUUAAGCAGUACGUUAGCAAGGUCCUAAUCUGAUUCCCGUCACAAUCCCCGUAUGCUAAAUUUAGUUUUCUCUGAUUAUAUUGUCAACUUUAUCACCUGUAUAUCAUGGCUCUGAUUGUAAUGAAUAGUAGUUCGCCAAAUCGGUUGCUUUCUUACGCUGUUGACCCGAAACGCUUAGAAAACGAAAAAUUUUGUUAAGUACGUCGUUGUAGGCCUCUGAGUUGUGACUCUGAUCUGACCAAAUCUAGUUCGAUCAGUUUAAAGUUGAACAUUCUUAAGUUCUUCACUUCAAUUUAAAUUUCUCGCUGCUGGUAUUACUUUUUGACUAAGUCUGUUGAGAUUUUUGAUUUGUUAGAUUAGUUACCUGGGAAUAAUCACCAGUCGACGACCCGGAAUCGUACACGGCCCAAAAAGGACUUCCCAUAGCAAUGAAGGUUCCUGUUGUGUUCCAGACGUAAGACGAUUCCAACCCUGCUGGUUUUUGGCCUCCAAUCCAGAAAUUUUUGGUAUUCGAAGCUGAAAUAUCAGGAUUCAGUCAUUUGUGUUUACUCUUAUGAGGUAUUCGCUAUUGAAAGCGAGUUUAUUGUUUGAUAGAACUUAUAACAUCGAUAGUAAAGGAUUCAAUUGUU